ACAGGCAUGUUCUAGUUGGCAAUCACAGAGAUGCCUGGGUGUUUGGAGCGUUAGACCCCUCCAGUGGAACAGCAACUAUGUUGGAGGUCACCAGAGCAUUCGGCAAGCUCAAGAAGGCUGGUUGGUCUCCCAGACGGACCCUGAAGUUUUGCAGCUGGGGUGCAGAGGAAUAUGGAUAUCCAGGUUCUACAGAAUGGGUAGAGGAAAACAUGAAAUCACUGCUGACUCAAGCUGUGGCUUACUUAAACUGUGACACUGCUGUCAGAGGAAAUUAUUCUUUUAGAGGAAGGGCCUCCCCACUUUUGAAGGAGGCAAUGUUGUCUGCCACAAAGAAGGUCAAAGACCCACACAAUGCUGAUAUUACAGUACAUGACACUUGGGCAAAAUAUGAUCCAGCUGGAGGCACAUUAAAUGAGCCAAGGGUAAAUGUUCUUGGUGCUGGCAGUGACUUCACCCCCUUCAUCCAGCAUGUUGGAAUCCCUGUUACAGAUCAAACAUAUACCUACACUAGUGCAUGGAAAAUAUCUUCUUACCCUGUAUAUCAUUCGGUGUAUGAGACAUUCGAAAUCAUGGAGAAGUUUAUUGACCCAGAUUUCACCUGCCAUAAAGCAGUGGCACAGGUCUUGGCGGAACUGGCACGAAACUUGGCAGACUCCCUGCUGCUGCCUAUGAACCCUGCAGAUUAUGCUUCAGCUAUAGAAACAUUCGCCAAUGCUUCUCUUUCAAGUUUUCGAGGAAUUUUUACAAAGAAAGAUGGGAUAAGUUUUGAUGGUUUAUAUUCUGCAGUAAAAAACUUCACAAGUGCUGCAAAUGAAUUCUCAAAGAAGGUUGAAAAUGUGGACAAAAACAAUCCUCUUGCAAUACGUGAGAUCAAUGACCAAAUGUUGAUGUUGGAGAGAGCUUUCAUUGACCCCCAGGGUCUCCCAGGUAGACCUUUGUUCAGGCACAUCAUAUUUGCACCAAGCAGUAAGAACAUAUACGCAGCCAGCUCUUUCCCUGGUCUCAGUGACCUGAUGUAUGGACUGGACGAAAACGGACCAGAGGAACAGUGGGAGGAGGUGAAGAAACACCUAGCAGUUAUUGUCUACACAAUACAGGCAGCCGCCAAAACUCUCUCCUGAUUUAUGGGAUUGUCAAGGUGUGAUAAAAGUCUUCUUUGUGUAGAAUAGCACGUAAUGAUAAUGAGAAAAUGAGAUAAUGAGAAAAAUACUAGUAAAAGGAGAGUUGCAAUUCUGCUAUGGCACCUUAUUAUGGAUACGCGUAUCUGUUGUUAGUUCUGUUAUAGAUUUGUUUCAGUUCGAGUCCUACAUGACUGUCCAUGAUUGUUAAAACAUGAAAGACCAGAAAAGACCAGAAAAUGACUCAGAGAGGGCAAUGUAAUUUUUCAAAGUUACAAGUUUGGUCAAACUGUAGUAAUAAUUUCAGAGGUUGCUUUCAAUAAUUUUUUCUAUUGUCUAUAGAUUUCAUCCCCAGGCUAGUUAAAUUUGAAUGUGACUAGUAAUUUUUCUGAGGUCUGUUAAGUCUGAGUGACCAGUGGAUAAAAAGCUUUUGGAUGCAGAGUGUCAUAUGAAAGGAAUGCCAUCAAGAAGGAAAAAAUGACCAUUGACCACUUUUAAUAGUGCAGCAGUAAAAAGUGAGAGGUAUAUACACUGAGCAACAAUUAUAGAGCCUUCAGAUGAGCAGAUAUGUUAUUUGUAGAAAGAUGUUCAGAAUAAUAUUUUUAGCCCUCUGACAAUGAUUCUCUGUAAAUAAUAAAACUUCCUUUGGUCAUUUCUUA
Molecule: messenger RNA, 1777 nt
Organism: Lingula anatina
Lineage: Eukaryota; Metazoa; Brachiopoda; Lingulata; Lingulida; Lingulidae
Product: N-acetylated-alpha-linked acidic dipeptidase 2
Molecular function (GO): carboxypeptidase activity
Source: RefSeq, a predicted model, not a curated record